Plectropomus leopardus (leopard coralgrouper) is the source of this 950-nucleotide messenger RNA. RefSeq names its product mitochondrial ribosomal protein L18 (gene mrpl18). NCBI's taxonomy places the organism in Eukaryota, Metazoa, Chordata, Actinopteri, Perciformes, Serranidae. Gene Ontology annotation, biological process: translation. Gene Ontology annotation, cellular component: ribosome; mitochondrion. The record is from RefSeq and is a predicted model, not a curated record. Gene Ontology annotation, molecular function: structural constituent of ribosome; 5S rRNA binding.
GCAGCACCAAGUGAACCGGAUGUUGUGUGAAUGUCAAAGAUGGCGCUCCACAUGUCAGGUUGAAUUCUCGCUAAAUAGCUAAAGUCAGCAUGUUUUAAUGUUUUUAAGGACAUAGCGUCCAUUGCGCUCGUUGACAAGACUUCAUUUAAGUGUAUGAGGUGAACACAUAAAGGAGGAGGGGAUGGCUUUGGGAGAAAUUAGCCGCAGUGUUCGUCUUUUGUUGGCUCAGAUGCAGCGGUGUCGUCCCGCCGUGGCCACAAACCAGACAGCUCGGUGUCUGAGUCAAACAGCCGCUCAGCCGGAGCCCAGCGCGGACCAAAACGAGGCCGUGAACCCGACCUUUGUGAACAGAAACCCGCGGAACCUGGAGCAGCUGGCCCUGGCUGUGAAGGAGCGGGGCUGGAAGACCUCCUGGCCUCCCCGGGAGUUUUACCACAGGUUGGAGUUUACUCGCUCUCAGGGCCAUGUGUUAGCACGUGUGUACUCCAGGAGCUCUUCUGUCCCUGUGAUCACCUGUUCAACCAAAGAGUGGGGGAUUAAGAGGGAGCUGGCCUCCACAACCUGCGUGGCAGCGUGUCAGGCUAUCGGCGAGGUGCUGGCAGAGCGAUGCAAGCGAGCUGGGAUCACCAGGAUGGUGUACAAGGAGAUUCCCUGGACGUUCCGCUCUGACUCUGUUCAGUCGUUCAGGAAAGCACUGAAAGAGGGAGGAGUCACGCUCACUGAACCCAGAAGGAAAUACAUCGAUACCUGAAUUAAUUUCAUCUGUUGUUUCGUAAAAAUGUCCUCUGUAUCCCUUGCUCUCUGCUAUUUUGUGAAUUGGCUGUCCUGUACAAGGAUGACAAGCAAUACAGGAAAUGACAAUUUGAAGAGAAACAAAAUGAGCUCUGAAAGUAAAGUUGCUUGUCACUGCGCUUUGUCUCUUGUUGAUAUUAAACUGUUUCUGAACGGAA